AUGGUGUGCACGACCUUCAGUGAGAAGUCACAAAAAAUAAUAUUCAGCUCCUCUAUAUCGCUCAUGGGUAAGACGGAAGUAACUUAUGAAACGGUGUUCAGUACAAUCAGAGGGGCAGUAACACGAGCAACGCGGCUAGGUUCGAGCGUUGUACUGGAUUCCGAGCGCGCCUCUAUCAGUACAGCAAAGAGAGUCUUUCCGAACGCAUCGGUCGAAGGAUGCGCAUUCCAUCUCGCGCAGGCAUCGGGCAGGAGGAGAGGCUCCAAUUGA
This is a messenger RNA of Cooperia oncophora, 270 nucleotides long. Lineage: Eukaryota; Metazoa; Nematoda; Chromadorea; Rhabditida; Trichostrongylidae. The record is from the annotation of a GenBank genome assembly.